Molecule: messenger RNA, 899 nt
Organism: Lycium barbarum (goji berry)
Lineage: Eukaryota; Viridiplantae; Streptophyta; Magnoliopsida; Solanales; Solanaceae
Product: LOB domain-containing protein 16-like
Exons: 2
Coding region: 124-699 (191 amino acids)
Biological process (GO): hormone-mediated signaling pathway; positive regulation of DNA-templated transcription
Cellular component (GO): nucleus
Source: RefSeq, a predicted model, not a curated record
CCUUUACAUUUCAUUUCUUCAUCUUUUCCUAGUGUACUCGUGCACCCCAUUAAUUUCCCUUUUAUUUAUUUAUUUUUCUAUCUUUCUACCUUCUUUUAGUUUUUCUCUAUUUGGCAAUUGGCUAUGGCUACUGGGACAGGGUCACCAUGUGGUGCAUGCAAAUUUCUAAGGAGAAAGUGUGCUGUUGAUUGUAUAUUUGCACCUUAUUUUUGCUCUGAAGAAGGACCUUCUAAAUUUGCUGCUAUUCAUAAAGUGUUUGGAGCAAGUAAUGUGUCUAAAUUGUUGCAACAUGUCCCUUUGGAUGAUCGUUGUGAUGCUGUUGUUACAAUUGCUUAUGAAGCACAAGCUAGGAUUAAAGAUCCUGUCUAUGGCUGUGUUGCUAAUAUCUUUGCUUUACAGCAACAGGUAGCUUAUUUACAGGCUCAACUGAUGCAAGUGAAAGGUCAGCUAGCACAAAACUUUAUCAAUUCAAACAAUUCAGUGAAUUCUUAUAAUAAUCCUCAUUGGAGCAACAAUAUGGCUUUAAGUGGACAAAUGGCUCCAGCUAAUCCAAAUUAUAAUAAUGUGAAGUCCAACUCAUCACCACAAAGCUCAUCACUGGAAUCUGCUGAUCAUUAUAGUGAUAGCCAUGGGAUGAAUAUGCAAGACAUACAAAGUUUAGACCAUUUCUUGGAGUAUCAAAAUUAUACAAGUAGCUAGGAAUUAGACAUUUUCACAAACAAGAGAUUGGGUGAACUUCAAGCAUUGGCUUUUAGGAUGAUGAAAAUUUGUAUCUUUUUUUUGUUUAAUCUUUAGUGGAUAAAGUUACUCGAUAGUUAUGCUAAUACUCCCUCAGUCCCAAUUUAUGUGUCACUAUUUGACUAGAGUUUAAGAAAGAAAAAAAAAUUCUAAAUUUGUGG